AUGUCGCAAGUGGUGCUGGCUGACGAAAUUAACCGGGCCACGCCCAAGACCCAGGCAGCCCUUCUUGAAGCCAUGGAAGAGCUGCAGGUUACCGUGGACGGCGUGUCCCACAUCCUGACGCCGCCCUUCAUGGUGGUGGCCACCCAGAAUCCUAUUGAAUAUGAAGGCACGUUCCCCCUGCCGGAAGCUGAGUUGGACCGCUUCCUGAUGCGGCUCAGCCUGGGCUACCCGGAUUUUACCGAGGAAAUGGCCCUGAUCGACGCGACAGGGAAUUGCCCACCCGAGUGA
Geodia barretti is the source of this 288-nucleotide messenger RNA. The record is from the annotation of a GenBank genome assembly. Lineage: Eukaryota; Metazoa; Porifera; Demospongiae; Tetractinellida; Geodiidae.